CUCGACACUGCUCGGACAUAUUUCAAAGGCGAAACCCAUAAGUGGCUUGAAUUCUCAUCAUUCGAAGUCUGAAGCAUUGCGAACAUGUCGGGCAAGAUUACGUGCUAUUUGGACUGCGUAUCACCUUAUUCAUACUUCGCUCUGCUCUAUCUUGAAAAACAUCGAGAAGUGCUUAGCUCGCACAAUGUGGAGAUUGAAAUAGUUCCCGUCUUUCUGGGCGGCAUCAAUGUCGGCAGCGGCAACAAGCCCCCAUGGACUCUCCCCGCGAAAGCUGCUUAUUCCAAAUUUGACAGUGCGCGAGCAAAACGCUACUUCGGGGUACCAAAUAUUCAAACCCCCUCGUUCUUCCCUAUUCUCUCACUACUACCACAGCGAGCACUAUGCUAUCUUAAAGAAGUGCACCCAAAGACCUUCAUCUCUAUCUUUCUUUGCCUUUUCCAAGAGAUGUGGGAGGGUGGGAAGGACGUCAGUAACCCUGAAGUCCUCGCAGAGGUGCUUCAGGGCCGACUAAAAGAGGAUGAAGUCAAAGCGGUGAUGGAGAAUGCAAACAGUGCACCGUACAAACAGCGCCUGAACGACAAUACGAAAGAAGCCCUCGACCGCGGAGCCUUCGGUUGCCCCUGGUAUUUCGUGCGGAACUCGAAAGGAGAUGAGGAGCCAUUUUUCGGGAGCGAUAGGUUCCACUACAUGUGGGAGUACCUGGGACUGCCAUGGAAAGACAUUGAGCUGCAGGUGCCAGGAUCUUCGAAAGCCAAAAUUUGAUAGAUGUGAGUCGGGAAGCUUGCAUACGAGCUUGGUGCGUGGGUUUAGAGAGGACGAAUGCUGAAGCUUGGAGCUUCAUCAUAGAUUCAGAUCUUCGUGAACGUGCGUUCAGACAAUUCUGCAACAUCAGUAAGAUUGUCUUCAAUUCUCUGAUACUUCUCUCACAGUCUAUUCUCUGUCUUCGCCCUCGAACCAUCUCGCCUACCUUUUGAAACAUCUGCAAUACCAAACUUUA
Molecule: messenger RNA, 997 nt
Organism: Cucurbitaria berberidis CBS 394.84
Lineage: Eukaryota; Fungi; Ascomycota; Dothideomycetes; Pleosporales; Cucurbitariaceae
Product: glutathione S-transferase kappa 1
Exons: 5
Coding region: 85-762 (225 amino acids)
Biological process (GO): glutathione metabolic process
Cellular component (GO): mitochondrion; peroxisome
Molecular function (GO): glutathione peroxidase activity; glutathione transferase activity
Source: RefSeq, a predicted model, not a curated record